Messenger RNA from Olea europaea var. sylvestris, 681 nucleotides. RefSeq lists its product as uncharacterized. The coding region runs from base 1 to 681 and encodes 226 amino acids. The record is from RefSeq and is a predicted model, not a curated record. NCBI's taxonomy places the organism in Eukaryota, Viridiplantae, Streptophyta, Magnoliopsida, Lamiales, Oleaceae. Gene Ontology annotation, biological process: DNA integration. Gene Ontology annotation, molecular function: nucleic acid binding. The transcript is spliced from 4 exons.
AUGUCGUAUAAUUCAUCAGUCAACUUGUUACGCCCUGAACUGAACCCGCGAGACCAUGCAGCUCUAAAGUAUUUGUUUGAGAAGAAGGACGCGAAACCAAGGCUAAUUCGCUGGGUGCUGUUACUACAAGAAUUUGACAUCGAGAUUUGUGAUAAAAAAGGAGCAGAAAAUCAGGUAGCGAAUCACUUAUCAAGGAUAGAGCAACAACAGGAUUCAGAUGAUAUGAAUAUUAAUGAGGUUUUCCCAGAUGAACAGUUACUACAAUGGCUAUAUGGAUCCGGACUAACCUAUCAGCAAAAGAAGAAGCUCAGUCAUGAAGCGAAAUUCUAUUACUGGGAUGAUCCAAAUUUAUAUAGGAGAGGGACGAACCAAAUCAUUAGGAGAUGUGUGCCUGAGGAUGAAAGAAACCAAUCCUUUCACGAGUACAUACUUCGGCUUAUGGAGGGCACUUUGGCCCCACUAAAACAACAGCAAAGCUAUGGAUCACCUAGGGCCAUUAUAAGUGAUGGUGGAACGCACUUCCACAAUCGGUUGUUCCAGGCAGUUUUGCAUAAGUACGGAGUACAACAUCGAAUUGCCACUCCUUAUUACCCUCAAACAAGUGGAGUUAUUGGUGAAAUCACAAACGAAAGGAGCACGUGCAAUAACAGCUGGUCCAUCAUGCGAGAACUGCGGGGCUAA